Molecule: messenger RNA, 1157 nt
Organism: Meloidogyne enterolobii
Lineage: Eukaryota; Metazoa; Nematoda; Chromadorea; Rhabditida; Meloidogynidae
Source: the annotation of a GenBank genome assembly
AUGUAUCUAUUUUUUUCUCCUAUUAUGCUAACUUCAGAUUCAUCUAUAACUACAAUUAAUGCUUUUAAAGCCGUCCUGCUAAUUUUAUUAUUUUUUGGAACGUUUUUGGCAUCAACGUCAUUUCUUUUGAUCAAAAAAUAUAUUAUUGGAGGAGCUGAAAGCAAUCAUUCCUCACAUUUUGGACGAAAAAUAAUUUCUUUAAUCUCCUGUUUUGGUGGCGGUGUUUUCUUAGCAACUUGUUUACUUGAUUUAUUGCCUGACUCAAUUAACGGAAUCAAAAGUGCUGAGAAAAGGCUUGGGUAUCAAAUUAAAUUUCCUUUGCCUGCGUUUUGUGUUUCGCUUGGUUUUCUGAUUGUUUUAAUUUUAGAGCAGACAAUUAUUUAUGCUAAUAAACGCAAUUGGCUAAGCAAUUCAUUUAUGGAGCGUCUUUCCCGACGUGAGGAUGGUCAUGGUAUUUUAACUUUAAAUAGAAGAACUAAUUCAAGUGAAAAUUUGGAAAAUACUCAUCUUCUAGAAAAUGAUGAUAAUGAAUUAGAAUCAAAUGAAGAUUAUUCUAUAUUUAGAAUACUUUUAAUGGUCUUUGCUUUAUCAUUACAUGCUGUUUUUGAAGGGCUUUCUGUUGGAAUGAUGACUGAUGUUAAUUUGUUGUUGCAGGUUUUCUUUGCUUUACUCAUCCACAAAACAAUUGUUGGAUUCAGUCUAGGCCUACGUUUGGUUCAAUCCCGUCUUCAUCCUCCAACCGUUGUUCUAUGUUGCGCAGUUUUUUCCCUACAAGUCUGUAUUGGUGGCUUUACUGGAUUGGCUGCAACUGCUUGUGGUACCUUUCUUUAUGUAACAGCAUUUGAAAUUCUUCCGCAUGAAUUGAAUAAUGAUUCUAAUAUUCCGCAAAAAAUGUCAUCUCUCGUUUUAGGUUUUGCUUUAAUUUCGAUAUUUAUUGCUUUAUUUCCUGAUUCUGAUUCUUGAAUUUAUUUUUAUUAAUUGUUCUAAAUUUCACAUUGUCUGUUUUUUUGACUAAAAUUCGCAUUCCCCAAGUCUUCUAAAAAUAUUUGAAAUUUUUCUUAUUAAAACUCAAUUCUUAUCUCAAAACUUCAAUCUCUACAUAAACAUAAAUCAUUUUUACAUUCCUUACCUUCGGGUAGUUUCGCUUUUAUAUGUGC